Messenger RNA from Heterobasidion irregulare TC 32-1, 909 nucleotides. RefSeq lists its product as uncharacterized. Gene Ontology annotation, cellular component: mitochondrion. The annotation marks the transcript as partial. The record is from RefSeq and is a predicted model, not a curated record. Gene Ontology annotation, biological process: alternative respiration. Gene Ontology annotation, molecular function: alternative oxidase activity. Lineage: Eukaryota; Fungi; Basidiomycota; Agaricomycetes; Russulales; Bondarzewiaceae. The transcript is spliced from 9 exons.
AUCGCCACGAGCCCUACGGGUGGCGAGGUGAAGGGAGACUGGGUCCUCUUCCAUCCAGUUUAUUCUGCUGAUGAACUUAAAGCCGUCGAGGUUCUUCACCGCGAUGGCAAGAACUUUUCAGAUAAGUUCGCCAUUGGACUUGCCAAGCUGUUAAGAUGGGGCUUCGACCUAGUAUCUGGCUACAAGCACAAGACAGUACCUGCCGGCUCCACCAUGACUCUAGAGGAACUUCGGAAGGGAGGCUACGUCAUGAACGAACACGAAUGGUUGAAUCGCAUUUUGUUCCUUGAAUCCAUCGCAGGUGUGCCUGGAAUGGUGGCUGCGACUGUCCGUCACCUGACAAGUCUUCGUCUGAUGCGGAGGGACUCUGGAUGGAUCCAUACACUGCUCGAAGAAGCAGAGAAUGAGCGGAUGCACCUGAUGACAUUCAUGACUCUUCGAAAUCCUGGGAUCUUCUUCCGCGCACUCAUCCUCGGUGCACAGGGUGUCUUCUACAAUAUCUUCUUCUUUUCCUAUCUCUUUUCGCCAAGUACCUGCCAUCGUUUCGUUGGAUAUCUGGAGGAGGAGGCGGUCAGGACCUAUUCAAGCUGCAUAAACGAACUUGAGGCCGGCCGAUUACCAUUAUGGUUCGACAAGCCGGCUCCGGAAAUCGCCAAGGAUUACUGGCGACUUGCACCGAAUGCGACCAUGCUCGACGUCAUCUAUGCUGUCCGCUCAGACGAGUCGACACAUCGUUUCGUCAACCACUCCCUCGCAAACCUCCAAAAGGAUGACGUGAAUCCUUUUGCGCUGCGGGAGCCUGACAUGCACGUCAAGGGAAAACUCAUCGAAUUUGACAGGGCCGCAGCGGCUAAGUAUGUGAACGAUUCGCAUCAGAUGGUAGAUAAGCAACAGGCUGUUCAUCAGUAG